Physella acuta is the source of this 995-nucleotide messenger RNA. Its product is annotated as leukocyte receptor cluster member 1 homolog. NCBI's taxonomy places the organism in Eukaryota, Metazoa, Mollusca, Gastropoda, Physidae. The record is from RefSeq and is a predicted model, not a curated record.
GAAUCACUAUCACUUUAUCAUAGCUGUGCAAACAUUGAAUUUGAAGUGUGAACUGGAUUUAUUAUUGAUUAUUAAACAUGAACAUUUUGCCUCACAAAAGUUGGCAUGUGCGGACUAAGAAGAAUAUAGAGAGAGUUAGAAAAGAUGAAGAAAAUGCAGCAUCAGAAGAAAAGGAGAAACAAAGGCGAAUUGCACUUGCUGAACAAGAAGCUCGAACAGCUUUACUCAGAGCUAAAAAUCAAAGCAAAUCCAAAGAUCUGAACUGCAAGAGCUUAGAUAUUCAUAAUUCAACCACAAGUUCUGAGGUUGCCAGUAAAAGUAGAUCUAGAGGUGAAAGUGGGAUUAUACCUAAAGAGCACAUCGAUUUUUUUAAGGAAAUUGAAGAUGGACUCAUAAAACAAGGCAGCAACAAAGAUAAUGAAGCUGAAAAGAAACACGAAAAAGAUCAGUUUGAGAAAAAAAUUGGGCUUCUUACAUAUUUAGGCCAAAGUGCACAAGAAAGUAAAGGAUCACCUUGGGAUCUCCAUCAUUCAGUUAAAAAGAGAAGAAAUGAAUGUAGUUCAGUCAAAGAAGAAUCAGAGGCAGAAUCACAGAAAGAUUGUCAAAAGCUCAUAAAUUAUAUGGAUCCAUUAGUUCAGAUGAACCAAUACAUUAAGAAAAAAAACCACAGUAAAGAAAAAACCACUAAAAAAGAAGCCCAAAGAAAACACAGUGAUAGCAAGAAAGAAACUUCAAAGAAUGCUUCAAAAAAAACUAUUGAGGAAAUGAGACAAGAAAGAUUAUUACGUGAAACACAUGAAAAAUUAAGAGCUCAGGCUAUUUUAUCACCAAAAAUCGAGAAACAGGAUGCAAAAUGUAGUGAAAAUAACAGCGAAGUUAAAAGAUCUAAUAAGAGAAAAUAUAAUUCACAGUAUAACCCAGACCUAUUUUAAACUAUAUUUUAUUUUUGUCUCAAUUUGUAUGGCUGUUAUUAAACUUCAAGGUUUAAAUAAAAA